AUGUCGAGCACUGAUGAGCUAUGGCAUAACGAUAUCAGUGCUAAUGCAGAUAUCCGCCAUCCAGAGAUUAGCGGUAGCAUGAACGAUGGCAUCAAGGAGGCGCACGAUCGCAUUGAUGGCAAUGCUCAACACACGCUAACCAGGAUGCCGGUAAGCCAACUAUCUAUAGAUGGCGAAGCUGCAGCUCGAAGAACGGGAAUACCACACGUUCAUACGGUAUCAGAAUCACACCAAAACAACAAUUCUACCAAGCCCCCCUCCCACUUCCCAAUCGUGGACCUCCCCCUCGAACUCCAACGUCUAAUCUUCUACCACUACCUCGGCGGCCCCUACGACAUCACCCUCGAAAAUAAACGCAUCAACAUGCUCUGCUCCCGCUUCCUCAUCUUCGGCAUACCAUCCAACGCACUCCUCCUCACCUGCCGGCACUUCAACGACCAUGCUGGUCCCAUGCGUAAAGCGCUCUUCACGGGCCGUCUCGUCCUCCACAGCGUCUUUAUCCUGGUGGACCUGAAUCGACGGGAGAGGUUCGAGUGGUUACGAAAGAACAUCCAGUGCUUGCAUUUUAGUGAUUCUUCAGUACAUCCGGAGCGAUGGAGUCGGUAUUUUGAUUCGUUGACUAGUUUGAGAAGGUUGGAGAUCAAUUUUCCGAUUGUGAAGAGGUUGAGGGUGCCGGCGUCGUGUGUUGGUGGGGAUGAGGAGCCGGCCGUGAGGGUGGAGGAUUUGCUGAUGGGUAGGGAAGAUGCUCUUUUGUUGGCGAAUCUGGAUCCGUUUCAGAUGGCAUUGGUAGAGAGUUUGAGUAGUAGGAGGCUGGAAGUGGUCGUGACGCAGAAGUAUGCUUGCGGUAGAAAGACGUCAGACACAGCAAGGGAGGUGAACCAGAACCAAGAUGGAGUUAUAGUUGUCGAGAUCAAACUCAACGAGAACGGAGCACAAAUCAUGAGCCGUAGACGAGGAGACUGUCAUGCAGAUGGGACAAGUUUUGUGAAGCGGCAUGCAGAACUAGUCAGAGCGAACGGCAAUGUCAUCGACGAGGGUUCUCAUAGGUCGAUAUGGGAGUGGUAUUCUGCAAUGAACAGUUGA
This is a messenger RNA of Lithohypha guttulata, 1083 nucleotides long. RefSeq lists its product as uncharacterized. The coding region runs from base 1 to 1083 and encodes 360 amino acids. The transcript is spliced from 3 exons. NCBI's taxonomy places the organism in Eukaryota, Fungi, Ascomycota, Eurotiomycetes, Chaetothyriales, Trichomeriaceae. The record is from RefSeq and is a predicted model, not a curated record.